This is a messenger RNA of Rhipicephalus sanguineus (brown dog tick), 2015 nucleotides long. RefSeq names its product RNA polymerase-associated protein LEO1 (gene Atu). Lineage: Eukaryota; Metazoa; Arthropoda; Arachnida; Ixodida; Ixodidae. Gene Ontology annotation, molecular function: RNA polymerase II C-terminal domain phosphoserine binding. Gene Ontology annotation, biological process: positive regulation of transcription elongation by RNA polymerase II; transcription elongation by RNA polymerase II. Gene Ontology annotation, cellular component: Cdc73/Paf1 complex; nucleus. The record is from RefSeq and is a predicted model, not a curated record.
AAGACUAUCCGGUAGAAAGCCGCUGAAGAGGCCGAUGCUGCUUUGCUAUUGCCGACGCGCAACUACAGUGGCAACAAGCUGCUUGUCGUGCUGCUAAUCCAAGUUGUUUCGUUUACAGCAAGGUAAAACUUUGGUAAAGAUUGUGUGUGCCGUGUCGCUAAGCCAUCAUGGAUGGAAUAUUUGGAAGCGACGAUUCGAGAGAAGCAUCAAGCGCAGGCUCCAGGAGCGCCUCACCAGCCUCCAGUGAGGGAUCGCGGACUCCUGCGCAACAUUCCGACGAUGGUGAACAGAGCGAGCACUCCGAUGCUGAGGAGCGUUCGGAGAAAAGCUAUCACUCGUCACCGCCGAGGAGCCCGGCGUCCGGUGACGAGUCUGGCUACGAGGACAAGGGUGAGGAAGCUUCGGGGGACGAGCGUCGUGACUCGGGCGACGAAGGCUCGGACGAAUCCCGUCAUGUGGACGACCAGUCCGGUGACGAAGGGACGACGGCUAGGACGCCUGCGCGAUCGGAGCGUCAGAGCGAAGCCUCCGACAACGAGGGCUCCGGCAGCGAGGUGCAUCGCUCCGACGAAGAGGACCGCCGUUCCGAUGAUGAAGGGCACCGUUCUGACGAUGAGGGACAGCGUUCUGAAGACGAAGGUCACCGUUCUGAAGACGAGGGUCGCCGUUCUGAAGAAGAGGGCCACCGUUCUGAAGAAGAGGGACGCCACUCCGAUGAUGAGGGACACCGCUCCGAUGACGAGGACCGUCGUUCCGACGACGAAGACCGCCGUUCAGGGGUGGCCGCGGAACGCUCGGACGCCUCCGGUGACGAAGGCAGCGCGAAUGAAGCGAGCGGCAACGAGGCGAGCGGAGACGAGGCCAGCCGCGGGGAGGCGAGCGGGGACGAGGGUUCUGUGCACUCCAACGAAAAUGAAGCACGCGCGGCGGCGUCAGGACGACGAAGCAGUAACAGGCCGGAAAAGGGCACGAAUCUCCAGCCCGAAGAGAAGGGCGAAGAAGCCGAAGUUGAGGCCCUCUUCGGUGAAGACUUGGACGACUUGAGCUCGGACGAGGAGGGCGCUGCCAAGAAGAAAGGCGGUGAGACGCCAGUGAAACGCAUGGGCAGCGAUGAGGAAGAGGAGCCGGAAGAGAAGCGAGCUGAACCCGAGCAGGGGGAAGAAGAGGAGGUGCCAGUUCCAGAGACGCGCAUUGACGUCGAAAUCCCGCGUAUUAUGACCAACCUCGGAAACGAGGUCCACUUUGUCAAGCUGCCAAACUUCCUCAGUGUUGACACGAGGCCCUAUGAUCCUCAGUGGUACGAGGAUGAAGUGGAUGAAGAUGAAGUGCUUGACGAAGAAGGAAGAGCACGACUCAAAUUAAAGGUUGAAAACACAGUCCGGUGGCGCUACGUCUAUGACAAGAUGGGUAAUCCAGUGAGGCAGAGCAACGCCCGGAUAAUCAAGUGGUCAGAUGGGCCUCACUCAACCGACAGCUUCACCCAUCGCAAGAUGACACUGUCGCUUGCUGGUCGCAGCCAAAAGACACAGAAGAUUCGAGUGCUGCCUCAGGUUGGCCAGGACCCAGAGGCACACCGCAGUGAAAUGAUCAAGAAAGAGGAAGAUCGGCUUCGGGCAUCUAUCCGACGCGAGAGCAAGCAGCGACGCCUUCGCGAGAAGUCCCACUCUCGUGGCCUCAGCGCAGCAUACCUGGAGGCUGACGAGGAUGAUGCGGCCAUUUCUUUGUCAGCCAUCAAGAACAAGUACCGUCGGGGAGGGGCUGCACUUAAGGAGCGCCCUUCCAUUUACUCUUCUGACGAUGACGCAUCUGAUCUGGAAGAACAGCGUGCUCGGCGAUUAGAGAAGGCAAAGGCCGGACCAGACAAUGACGACGAUGAUAGUGAUCUGGACUACUUUGACAAAAAGGCAGAGAGCAAGAAGGCAAAGAAGGCCAUCGAGGAGAGCGACGAGGACGACUAGGCAUCCUCACUUGUUCCAUACUGUACAUACUCGUUUUCAUAGAUAAACAUUUCUUUU